GUUUAGUUGGAGUUUAGCAGCUUUCGGAGCUUCGGCCGACGCGGGGUUUCUGUUUGAGUUCUGGACCUUUACAGACUGUAUGCUUUGUCGCUGCAUAGAUUAGCUGCGAGUAUCACUGUUUCUUGUUACACCCUGGCUGUUUCUCUAGCUGCUCUCCGCCUUGCUCGCUUCACCCUCGGCUUGCCUGUCCUCCCCCGCCGCUAUUAAGCGCCAGUGCGACUAUGCCCACCUGACCUUCCUCGAAGUACCUACUUGCGCAAUCGACACCGCCACGCAAAUCAAGCAGCUGAAGCUGUAUCCAUAGCUGCCAUUUACAGUUGAGACUCGAAAAGCAUAUCUUUGGAGGCGAUUGGCAAGGAUUGAAUGCAGGCAAGAUGUCGCUCUCAUCCGAAAAGCGCGAUGAAUAUUCGGUGAUCAUUGACUCGAUCCUCGCUAAGAGCGAUCUCAAUACCGUCUCCGAGAAACGCAUUCGCAAGGGUCUCCAGGACGUCAUUGGCCAUGAUCUCACUCCGCAGAAGGCUGAAGUCAAGCAGCUCAUCAUGGAACGGUUUGACAUCUUCGCGGGCAACAACGGCGUUCAAUCACCCGAAGAAACCACCACCAGCAACGGCCAUGCCAACACUGCCGCCGCAGUACCUUCUCCACACCCCUCCUCGUCGCCUGUGAAGCGUCAGACACAUAGCGAAGAGGCAUCCGAGGCCGCUAGUGCAUCGCCGCCUCCAAAGAAGCGAAAGCCGGACACUGAUGUCGAUGCCGACGCCUUGUUCGCCGCGAAACUACAAGCGGAGGAGAAUAUGCGGGCACGACCCACAAGAGGCGCGAGCACACGUCGUGCUGCUCCAUCUAAAAAGAAGAGCAAGGCCAAGACCGCCAAGCGCGUCAAGGCCGAGGAUGACUCGGACGUUGACUCGGGAUCAGAAACAAAGAAGGAGGUUAAUCGGACUGGUGGCUUCCACAAACCGCUUAAUCUAUCUGCUCCUUUGUCUGCGCUGCUUGGUGGAGAGACUACUCUCUCGCGUCCACAGACUGUCAAGAAGGUAUGGCAAUACAUCCGUGAGAAAGAACUACAAGAUCCCAGCGAUCGACGCCAGAUCCGCUGCGAUGACGCGAUGCGCGCAGUGUUUAAGCAGGAUCGGGUCCAUAUGUUUACCAUGACCAAGAUUCUCAAUCAGAACUUGUAUAACCCAGACGAAUAGCCAUGGUUUGCGCAAAUAGCCCAUGGGCUGUUCUUGAAUGAAGGGGUUCUUGGUCCCCUUCAACGAAUUCCGUCUUUGUUCCAUCAUUUGCUUUCUGCGUUGCAUGGGGAUGCUGGCGCGACGACUCCACCUUUGGUCGCCUUUUCAGGCUUUCUUUUCGGCGCCUUGUGCUUUCAAGAUUUUGGUCUUUUUGUUACUCUCCAGCGGGAGUUGGUGCCGCCCUUGAAUGGUGAUAUCUAUCGUUCUCAUAAUUGCAUCUUUGAAUGUUUCAUGGUCUCAUUAAGUUUUGGUAUAUCCUUGUCGGCUUUGAUGCAGGAAGCCUUCCAGUCCGGGUAGAGCUCGUGUACCCUCGAGUGUCAGAUCAAGGUCAUAUCUUCAACAACGUCUUUU
Molecule: messenger RNA, 1586 nt
Organism: Penicillium subrubescens
Lineage: Eukaryota; Fungi; Ascomycota; Eurotiomycetes; Eurotiales; Aspergillaceae
Product: SWIB/MDM2 domain protein
Exons: 5
Coding region: 375-1196 (273 amino acids)
Biological process (GO): transcription initiation at RNA polymerase I promoter; nucleolar large rRNA transcription by RNA polymerase I
Cellular component (GO): RNA polymerase I upstream activating factor complex; nucleus
Molecular function (GO): RNA polymerase I cis-regulatory region sequence-specific DNA binding
Source: RefSeq, a predicted model, not a curated record